GUGAAGAUGCCGAGGCGAGGGCGUUCUCCCGAGGAUGACGGGGGCAUGCGGAGUAGCGGGGAGCCCUUGUCGAUCACCAAUGAUCGGGGGGCGGGGGGGGGCCGGCUGCGCCGCCGUGUCAAAGUCUGGUUCAUUUUUUUAAAAUAAAGAAUAUUUAUAUACCGCUUUUCAACAACAAAAGUUCUCAGAGCGGCUUAUAGAGAGCAAGAAAAAAAUAGAGUUGCCGCUGUGAGGAAGAAUGGGAAGCGGCGAGUGGCUUCGAAAGGGCAGCGGGCGCAGAAUGUGAGGGCCCCGAGCCAGUCACUGAAGCGCCGCGGGCGGGCGAAGCGGCAGCCUCCAAGUUGAAGUUGAAGGCGGCCGCAGUAGAGCAGCCCAGGCGCGCCUUGUGUCGGCCGGAACCGAAAGGGCGCCUCCUCUCUCCUCUGGAGUGAGGAGGAAGCCCCCGCGCGGCUGUCAUGGUGACGGGCGGAAAGGGCUCGCCGGUUCCUCGAGCCAGGCCCUGCUGCUGUGCUGCUGUCAAGCUUUAUUUUAAGGAACAUCCACAAUGAGUGAUAAGAAAGACACUAGUGAAUCUGCAGACACUGGAGAUUCCACAGAAAGUGGAGACUAUGAUGAUGAUUUUGAAAAAGACCUUGAGUGGCUAAUUAAUGAAGAAGAAAAGGAAAUCCUUGAUGAUACACAGAAUCAUGGUGAAAAUGAAGAGGAUGUUGAAACAAGUAUUGACAAGGACUUAGACAGAGAAGACGGAAGAAACUAUUCACCAGAGCCACUUAAGCCUGAGGAAAUACUGAAGGACAGGGAAGAAAACUCUUCACAAGAGCCUGAGGAAAUACUGAAGGACAGGGAAAAUAACUCUUCACAAGAGCCUUUUGAGCAUGAGGAAGUUCUGAAGAAUGAGGGGCCACAUCACACAACAAGUGUAGCUGAACAUGAUACUGAGCAGCCAUCUGAUACUGAAAGCGAAGGCUCCUGUCAGGAAUCAAAGCUAGAAGAUCAAGAGGACUUGGAUGAAGAUGAUGAAGAUAUAAAGCGUUACAUCCUGGAAAAAAUUGAAGAAGCCAACAAACUUCUGUUAUCUCAGGAACCUUUGGAUGAAACAAAAGAGAGGAAGCUAAAAUUCAAAGAUAAUCUAGUAGAUCUGGAAGUCCCCCCUCUGAAAGCUAUAGGCACUGAUAAAAAUAACCUUUACAGGGAAAGGGACAUUUCAGGUAGGCUCUCUCAGUUGUGCCUUUCUAAUAAAGGAGAAGAUAUAUCUCUUUCUGUUAAUGGUAGUACAGAUGAUGAGCCCAAGGAUGGCAAGAUCCUAGUAGAAAGAGAUGGGAAGUUUGAACUCCUGAGUAUCCGUGACAUUGAGAGCCAAGGGUUCUUCCCUCCACUCAGUGUUUCUUUUAGUGAUAUUGAAGCUCAGCAUAUUUCUCCCAAAACUUCUUACACUACUGCCUUUGGCACUAUCUGUCUAACAAAAGAAGAGUCCUUAAUAAAACCAUCUUGCUCUCCUUCCAGAGAAGAAUUUCUUUAUUUUCCUCAGCCACCAUCCAUUCGACCAUGCUCUGCCAUCAACAUUACAAGGAAUGUGGAAAGGGGGAAAAGUCCACGCAGGGUGCAGUCAGCAAACAUAGCUAUAAGAAGCUCUACGUACUGCCUGUCACCUAGACAAAAAGAACUGCAAAAACAAAUUGAGCAAAGAAAAGAGAAAUUAAAGAGAGAGGAAGAAGCACGGAAAAGAGUACAAGAGGAAACCAAAAGGAAAGAAAAUGAUUCGGUAUUUAAAGCUUGGCUGCAAAAGAAAAAAGGACAAAUUCAAGAAGAGAAACGAAUUCAGCGUGCAAAAGAGCUGGAAGAUUUAAAUAGCAGACUUACCGAUAUAGAAGGGCAUGGACAAUAUGGGGGAGGAGGAGGAAUACUGGUCUCUGCAAAGGACUGUAUAGUGGAGAAAAGGUUAAAGCAGGAGAGCAGAAAUCCAGAAGAAGCCUACAAGUCAUGGCUCAAAAGAAAACAACUAGAGCAUGUGAAAGAAAAACAGGUUCAAAACCUGAAAGAGCAGGAAGAGUGCAUGCUGUUCCUUCCAAGACCAAUGGAAAGUGAUAAAGCGUAUAAACAAUGGCUAAGAAAGAAAAGACGGGAGAAGCGAGCAGAGCAACUAGCUGCCAAAGAGCGAUCCAAGCAGUUUAGGCAGGAAGCCAGAAGAGCAAAACAAAUAGAGAAUAUUCUCUGUUCCAUUUCUGAACCCAAAUCUUUUCGCUUCACAGACCAGUUCAGCUGAAGUUUAGUGUCAUCAGGUGCCUGGAAGAUGUCAGACCGUACCUUGUGUAGCUUGAGUGGCUGCCCCCUGGAAGGAGCUUCUCUUGUGAUAUGUUCUACACUCCUUCAAUAAUGGCUUAAAAAUUCUCAGUGAUCUUAUUUCUUUUCCUCUAAACUUGAAAAUUCUUUGUGAAUGGGUUGGGGAGUUUAGUUCAACAUAAUAGAAUAAAAUGCCCGUAUGGCAAAAGCAGUGUAAAUCAUUUUAAAUAACUUGUCUCAAGACAUGGACAACUUCAACUCAAGCAUUUUGUGUAAAAUCUAGUUAACUAUAGCAAGUGUUACAGGACCUGUGACAAGGACCCAUUCAUUGCUUUAAUGACUGCUGUUUCUCCUUUAUGGGAGAAGGGGAAUUAAGUGAAGAUUGCUAAACAGAAUCAACAAGAGCUAUCUUAUGAAAUGAAUUCAAAGUAUCCACCAUUCGAGAAGUAUUUUCUGCUCAUUCUCUGUUGAGUUACUGGUGGACAUGAGGGAAAUUGUUCAAAGUAGUCCUAUUGAAAUUAAAGGAUAAAUUAGGCACUUAAUUUCAACUUUUAGCAACACUCUUGUUAGCCACUGUUAUGGAAAUAAAUCUGACUCUUGGAAGCAUUAUAUGGCAGUGCAAAACCAAAAACCAAGCAUAAACAGACUAGAUGAGUAUUAGAAGAGACCGACUACAGCAGAGGUUGCCUUUAAGCAUUCCAUGCUUACAUCUCAAGAGCAGAUAGCAUAUUUACCUAAGGUUGUUUCUUCAUAAAAAGCAGCACUUGUUCUUCUCAAACUUAUUAAAACCUAAAAGUUAUAAGGA
This is a messenger RNA of Hemicordylus capensis (graceful crag lizard), 3085 nucleotides long. RefSeq names its product coiled-coil domain containing 181 (gene CCDC181). Lineage: Eukaryota; Metazoa; Chordata; Lepidosauria; Squamata; Cordylidae. The record is from RefSeq and is a predicted model, not a curated record. The transcript is spliced from 7 exons. Gene Ontology annotation, molecular function: microtubule binding. Bases 545 to 2263 code for a protein of 572 amino acids.